This is a messenger RNA of Lampris incognitus (smalleye Pacific opah), 8426 nucleotides long. RefSeq names its product poly (ADP-ribose) polymerase family, member 4 (gene parp4). The coding region runs from base 127 to 5742 and encodes 1871 amino acids. NCBI's taxonomy places the organism in Eukaryota, Metazoa, Chordata, Actinopteri, Lampriformes, Lampridae. Gene Ontology annotation, molecular function: NAD+ poly-ADP-ribosyltransferase activity. The transcript is spliced from 36 exons. The record is from RefSeq and is a predicted model, not a curated record.
GGGGUGUGUCCGUGUCGCUCAGUCAGGAAGACAACCGCCGCGACGUAAAGAGUCCGCUGUUAAAUCGUUAUAACUUGUCAAAAUUUGGCGACACUUUUAAAACCGUCGGGAGCUGCAUUGGGAAGCAUGGGUUUGUUUGAGAACUGCGCUGUGCUUUUGGAGCUGAAGAACCUGCCCUUUAAGCAGAAGCAGAAGCUGAAGUCUGCUGUAACUGAGAAUGGGGGCAACAUCUCUUAUGUGGUUAAUGAGCAGUGUUCCUUUAUAGUGGCCAGUGGUGUGGCCAGUCUGAGCUCCAACAGGCUGCGUAGUGCCCAGAAAUACCAGACCCCUGUGGUGGGGGUGGACUACAUCUAUCACUGUCUGGAGAGAGGCGUCAUCCUGCCCUCGGAGGAGUACAAGCUGGACGCUUCUCCUCUGCCUCCCCCUUAUCAUCCUCCUCCCUCUGCAUCCUCCACCUUCCCCUCCCCUCCUCUCCCACUCUCGUCACCAAGGCCGGGCCCAAUCUCACAGAAAGUGUUCGUGGUGCCAACAAACAAAUCUGUUACCAGUCUCUCCAGUGACCAGCCCAGGACUCUCAACCCCGAAUGCCAGACAGAGGAGGGUGGCAAUCGGGAGGGUUCUGGAAAGUUACUGGGAAAGUUCAGGGUAUAUACUGAAAAUGACAAUGAUCUUCCUACUUAUCCGGACAAUUUUCAAGUGGCCAAGUACUCCAUCUUUGAAAAGGUUAACAGUUGUAACUGGUAUGUGCUGGAGCUGCAGAGUUCCAGAGGAGAGGGAGGGCAACAGUACCGUGUGGUCAAGUACUGUAAGGACAAUAAAGGAGUCAAGUCACGGGCAGUGAGAGAUAAGCUGGUGUUCCUCUCCACCUCAGAGGAGGCCGUGGACGUGUUUCAGGCCCUGAAGAAGGAGCUGCAGCAGCUCAAAGGUCUCAAGCAGAGGCGCAGUCUCCCUCCACAGGCUCAGGAUAUGAGCUCUGCUGCACUCAAACAGCUGCUGUUGGAGGAGUCGAUGUAUACAGGAAGUCUGUCACAGGAAAUGGGCAUGUUCGUGGAGCUGCUUUGGACAGAGGCGCUGGGUUGCCUCAGCAACAUCCUCAGUGUUCCAAUCACCAAUCUCAGCCUCAACGAUGUGAGCCGGGCUGAGGGCUUGCUGCUCCAUGCUCAAAGGAAGCUGAGGGAGGCCAGACACACUGAGGCGACUUCUCUCUUGGAAGAGGUUUACACCCUCCUACCCCACAUACAGCCCUGCCCACCAGCCAACUCCAAGCUGAUCUCACAGAAACUAGACCUCUCUCAGCUGAUCAGAGAUGUCCUGAAUGUAAGUGAGAUGACUUCUCAAAGCGCCUCCCCUUCCUGCCUGGGGAAGUACCGCGCCCUGAGGUGCAGCAUUGAAAGGGUUCCUUUUGACUCCACUGAGUUCCAGGCUGUGAACAGUCUGCUGCAGGACAGGGUGGUGCAUAUCAGGCAGAUACUGCGUGUCAGCAGAGGGGCAGAGCUACAGAUGUUUGGAAAAGAGCUCGGCAACAUCAAGACCCUCCUCCACUCUUCAAGGCCCAGCAGUUUUGUGGGCAUCCUUUCUCGUGGCUUGUUACUCCCUCGUACUGGAGUUGAACAUCACGGGAUUGAAAGAACAGACAUUGGCAACCUGGGCAGUGGCAUCUACUUUUCUGAUUCCAUGAGCACCAGUUUGAAGUACUCCAGUCCCAGUGUGACGGAUGGUUCUCGGCUGCUGCUGGUAUGUGACGUGGCAUUGGGGCAGUGCAGGGACUUCCAGAAGAGAGAUCCCAGCCUGAGUCAGGCCCCUGAGGGAUACCACAGUGUCCACGGGGUCCGGCGCACCCAGACCACUCACUCUGAGUUUGAGGAUGACGAAUACGUGGUGUACAGUCCAGAUCAGGUGACGCUUAAGUAUGUGGUUCAGUUCAAUGUUGAGGAAGACACGCUGAAGGAGUUCAGUCCCCUUGUAGACACGUCCUCUGAGCUGCCUCAGCCUCACUCUGACCAAGUUCUUUCUUCAGAAGACAGUGGUAUUGAAAGUGGAAACCCACGAGACGAUGUGACAGCAGGACUUUUGGACAGUUCAGGUCAAUGCCUCCCUCUGCAGGCUGUUCAUGUGAAGUGCAAGCUGAUGGAUCUGCUCUCACAGGUUGUCAUCUUCCAGAAAUACACAAAUGAGAGCUCGGUGCCAAUUGAGGCAAAGUACGUAUUCCCUUUGGAUGAUUCUGCAGCUGUUUGUGGAUUUGAAGCUUUCAUCAAUGGGAAACAUGUGGUUGGACAGGUAAAAGAGAAAGAGCAGGCUCGCAAGGAGUACAGGCAAGCUGUAGAGAAAGGCCAUGGAGCCUACCUCAUGGACCAGGAUGCCCCUGAUGUGUUUACCAUCAGUGUGGGGAACCUGCCUCCCGGUGCGACUGUCCUAAUCAAAGUUACCUUUGUCUCUGAGCUGAUUGUUAGAGACGGUCAAAUUCUCUUCUCCUUGCCUGGGAGUGUGGCACCAUGGCAGCAGACCGCAGCACUCAACCAGACAACACAGGUCACUGUGAAGAAAGUGUGUGUGACUGACCUGGCAGCAAGUGUGGGGGAUUUCAGCCUGGAAAUGUCUGUCGAGAUGCCCAAUGAGAUUACUAGUCUGCACUGUAUUACUCACAAAACCAUGUUCAAGAAAACAGACUGUAAGGCGGUGGUGAGUGUUUUGCCAGGGGAGGUUAUGGGUCCAGAUGGCUUCCAGCUGUUGAUCACUUUGUCUCAGAUCCACCUUCCCAGAAUGUGGGUGGAGAAACACCCUGACAAAGACAGUCAGGCAUGCAUGUUGGUGUUCUACCCUGACUUUGACAUCAGCUCCACUUCCACUUCUGCAUCUGAUGAGGUCAUUCUAUUACUGGACACGUCUGAGUCAAUGAGAGGAGAAGCUCUCCAGAACGCCAGGAGAAUCGCCCUGCAGGUCCUUAAAACCCUGGACCGCAACCUCAGGCUCAAUGUCAUCUUCUUCGGCACAGACUAUAUCGAAGCAUUCCUGGCAGCUCAACCAUAUGUGGAAGCCCUCCAGCCAACCCAGAAAUUCAUUAUGUCCUCCCCACCAGGAGGGGGUAGCACAGAGCUGUGGCGCCCCCUGCGUGGCCUCAGCCUCCUACCUCCUUCAGGCGGCCUCCGGAACCUACUGCUGCUGUCAGAUGGCCACAUCCAAAACCCAUAUCUCACCCUGCAGCUGGUUAGAGACAACAUACAACAUAGCCGCCUCUUCACCUGCGGCCUCAGCCUGACAGCCAAUCGGCAUAUGUUAAGAGCUCUGGCACAGGCAGGGGGAGGAGCCUAUGAAUUUUUUGAUUCAAAAGCCAAACACACCUGGGCAGAAAAGGUGGCAUCUCAGGUGAAGCGCAUGACCUCUCCAGGAUGCAGCUCAGUGUCAGUGAAGUGGCAGCAGUUUAAUCCAACAGCGCCCCCUCCUGUUCAGGCACCCACACAGCUCCAUGCCCUCUUCAACAACUGUCACGCCCUGGUCUAUGGCUUCGUGCCACACUGCGCUCAGGCCAGUCUCCUUGGCAAGCUGGGUGGGCAGGAGAUCCAGACCAUGGUGUCCACCAGUGAGCUACAGAAAACAAGAGGCACUAUCCUUCACAAGCUCACAGCAAGGGCCAUCAUAAAAGAUUAUGAGGAUGGAAGUCUCAAUACCAAUGAAGCUGAACAUGAGGGUAUGAAAGCAGAGCUGAAGUCCUUCAUUGUUGAUUUGAGCAAGGAGUUCUCCAUCCUGUCCAAGUUCACCAGCUUUGUGGCCAUUGAGGAGAGGGAUCCUCAGCAACCAGAGCAGGGGUUCACAGACAUCUCCAAGUUAAUCAUGGAGGAAGCUGUGGACAUCCUCCCUUACAUUGGCUGGAUGGACGAAGAAGAGGAAGAGAAAAGACUGUAUUGUGGUCGUUGUGAUGACGAUAUUGAAGUGGAGAUGUCUUCCCUGCAGUCUUCUGUGGAGUCGUUACAACGGGGGAUGGGAAUUGCAGAGUCAUGUGCAAGAGACACCAUAACUGAUGACUUCAAAAGAUCCAUAGACCUGGAGGUUUUUGAUGGAAGAUCGAGUGUACAAACAGCUCUCGGACAGAGGGCAAAAGCAAUGGACACAGAAUCCCUAGAGGAUAUGUGCAGCCUCUCGGCAGAAACUGCUGUGCCAAUGUGGGAAUUAACGGAAAAGGUGCCUCAACAUACCUUGACUGAACUUCAGCGCUCUUUCCAAGGCCUCAAUGGUCCUCCUUACCAAUUUCCUGUUUAUUCAUUUCCCAUAAGCCCUUCUCAGUCUGUAUCUAUGCUUGAGCCCACUCUGGUGAACCCUGCUGGUCACAGUUUCCCACGUGCUCUUUCCUCUAUGUUUUCCAGCUCGGUCCCUCCUCCUCCCCCUAGUUCUUCUUCUACCUCCCCCCCUCCUCCUCUAAAUUCUUCCUCUUUCCCCCCUCCACCUUCUCCUCCUCUAGGUUUUUCCUGUGUCCCCCCGCUUCUUCCUCCUCCAAGCACUUUCUUUGUCCCUCCUCCUCCUACUCCACGUUCUUCCUCUGUCCCCAUUUCUCCUUCUCUGUCUCCACUUCUUCUACCUUGUUCUUCUUCUGCCCCACCACGUUUUCUUCGUGGUUCUUCCAUUGUUGCUCCUUCCCCUCUACCAGUUCCCAUUUCUCCCCCUUCCACUGCUUUACAUGCAGUUUGUGGCCGGAGGUCAUCCCAAAAGGUAACAAAAUCCCCUAUGAGGAUCGAACAUAAUAUGACCAGAGCCAAAUCAUGUGUGAAGACAACCAGAGACUUGGACAACCGUUUCUUAUGCCCCAUCAGUAGUCCCCAAGAUGCUGAGGCUCUUGUGGCCACAUACGUCACACAUCGUGGCCUUAACCUGGCUCCAGUUGCUUUACCAGAAGCUUCAUUUAGUGCAAUGGUUCGUAAAAUGGGUCCAAGUUUUAUGGCUGAAACUGCUGAAGCAGUGAGCAACACCAGCGACCUUGCUAUGUCUCCGAGAGCCUCACUCUCUGAUCCUGAGAAGAAAAGAACCAAGAGGACUUCUUUAUGCAUGCGCAAUAAACCAGAAAUGUUGGCCGUGAGGAAAGUGACUACACCAGCCACAGUAGAGCCCAUUCAGGAGGGAGAUUACAGUGGUCGUCCUGCACUGGUAUGUGGACUAGCACAAAUGUCAUUGCAGAAAAUGAAGAAGCGCCAUCGCUCAUCAGGUGCUCCCAAGGCUUUAAUCAGGCAAGAGAGAGUAAGAAUGGUGCCUGAUGAGGCACCCAUAAUGGAUCAUGAAGACCUGAAGCAGAAAUGGACCAAGAUCUUCCAAAUGCAGCACUCGGAGGGCUACUGGGAGUGUACUGCUGAGCUGGGAGAACUCCUGGGGGUAGAUGUAGACUCCUUUGCCAAUGUGUUCCUGAAAAACAAGGGCAUCUGCUCUCUAGGUGUGAAGGCCCAUGCAGACAUCCUGAGGCUGGUGGCCACUCUGCUGGUGCUGCAACAAAUGAGGGUGGAGGGGUUGGAGGAAGGCAAGCUUCUCCGAACCCUGUUCAGUCUAGACAGCCUUCCUGAGUCCAGGUCUGAACGGUGGCUCAGGGUAAAGAACGCAGUUGACUGGGUGAGCUGGGCUGACCAGCAGUACCCCUGCAUUUACAGCCGGCUGGAGUUUGGCCAGAACUGGGAGUCCUCUACACGGCAGCUCCUGGGUUAUGAUAACAUCCACCCGCUCAACACCCUCCAGGAUCUGGCUGCAUGGAGGACAGGGGCUGCCUAGUGAAGAGAAGUUGGGAAAUGAUCAAUUUUUUUGUGUCCUCUUAGGAUAUAUUAGGGGAAACUACUACACACACAGUUUUAAAAGAAAAGAGUUCAGGCAUGCAGAAACAAGCUUAAACACAACUUUUUUAGGGGGUUUUCUGGGAUGCAUCUCUUUCUCUCAGAAUCAUAAUUUUGUGUACAUUAAACUUUUAUUUGAAUCGAAAAAUUACAUUUUUUGUGUGGGGGGGGGGCGCUGGUGAGCACUGCAUGGCGUAGACGUGUUUUUCCAGCACUCGAAAUAAUUUGGUCACUUAAUAUUUAGUUUAAUUUGCCGGUUUUACAUGAUAAUUUCCUGUGAAUAAUAGCCUCUGGAUGACAAAACCCAAAGCCAAAAGGGGAAAGAAGCAGGAAAAAGCCCCAAAUGAGACUGAUGGUUAACUGCUUUCGGAGCUACCUGAGCAGGCCACGGCAGCCUCGUAGUCAGGUAACAAGCCUGAUGCAGAGUCCACAAACAUCCUCUCUGCAAUACGAUGUAUGAGCAAGACGAUAACUGACUGAUUUGACAGUUUAGAGGCAUCUCUGGCAUCAAACCAGGCAUCUUUGGUGAGUCUUGAUAACGGAAUAAAAGAGGUGGAAAAUACUAGCUCUGACUAUGACCGCUGCCUCUCGCUUGUUGAGCAGACGUGCAUGAAAAUGCAGUCAGAGAAUGAUGCACUUUGCAUGAAAGUGAUUGACCUUGAGGCUCGCUCCAGACGGCAGAAUAUAAAAUCAUUGGCCUUCCUGAGAGGAGAUCAAGAAUGGACAUCCGACAGAGUUCUUGACAAGGUUUAUCCCCGAGAUGCUGGGCACUGGCAAUUUCUCCAAGCCGCCGGAAGUGGAUCGUGAACAUCAUCUGGGAAGGCAGUUCCCUGAAGAGGCCGCGCAUAACGAUAGCACGGAUUCAUCAUUUCCAAACAAAGAAAAUAUUACAACUGGCCAACAGUUUCCUUUGUGCUACAAAGGCAAAGCGAUUCACUUCUUUCCAGACUACCUGGCGGAGGCAAUUAAGCAACACCAGGCUUUUAAUGAUGUCUGAAAGUGACUCCAGGAGGCUGGCGUGAGGAACGGUUUCAUCUACCCAGCAUGGCUGCAUGUCACCGAUUGCACCACUGACAAGGUGUUUUCUUUUCCGUAGGAUGCAGAGGCUUUUGCAGGGACUUUGGCUUGAACAGUAAUCACCCAUUCACCGACAUGGCAUAUUUUGAAAUCAGUCAAACCAGGACAUUUUCAUGACCUUUUCUUUUUUUUUGUCCAUAUUAUUGGCGAGGGAGCAGAGGGGACCUUACAUCAACUUAACUGCCAUUUAGUCAUCCAGAUAUGGUCUGACAACUAACUCCUAAGUGAGUAUGAGGGGCUUUCGCUCUCACUUUGUUUAGGAAAGUAGGACAGGGGGAGGGGGGUAAUGUUCUUAUUGUUCUUUCUUUUGUUUCACGUUAAAUAAAUAUUAUAAGGCUGAUAGGCCACUCACUUCAGAUUGGUUAAAAAGCAUUCCAACUUUUACAGAUAAUUAUUUUACGUAAAAAGCAAAUAAGGUAUUGGUUCCAUUUGAAGUGUCCUGUUUAAUUUUUGGUAAACAUGGUAGGGUGGAGGUGUGGCCUACUGAUAGUAAAUACACUUUGCUAUGCAUGGUGACAGGAGGGUGGGUGGGUGGAAGGUAUUCUUUUUCCUAAUAACAGGAACACCUCAGCCUCAUGUACCAAUUCAUCAUUCGCACCAUAGGUGCCAGCUCUGUUUAGCACCCACACUUCACCUUCAUCUCCAAAACACUAAAUAAAUAAUAUCUAUGGGGGGGGGGGGGUUUACAGGGAUAAUACAUUCACCAGUAAGCCCGUCUUUCUGCUUAAAAUUCCAAGUUAUACUCAACAUUCUCGGGGGAAAAUGCAGUCAGACUCCGUCUUUACUCUUAACUUCUUUUCCGAUAACCAGACGUCAAUUCAAUUCCUUGAAGGCUGACAUCACCUAUUAUAACUUUGCAUCACUGCUUGUCAGCUGUGUGCUCUUUAUCAGACUACUGUUGCGUACCAGUUUUGGAGGGAGAUGAUGGACAUGGAUUUUAAAUGUAGAACUUUUUUCACUUCAUAUUGCAUGAUAUUUUUGGUUUUAUUUAGUCCUAAAGUAGCAAAUGUGUCAUUUCAGUAUCUAUACAUUGAAUGAAUCACACACUUCUGGAAUUUGUCUAGGCCCCGUUUGCUUUUUGUGCCCAUUGCCAUCAGCAUUCCCCACACUUAGGACGGAGCUGACUGUGCUCCUUGUUACAGUCAUGCCAAUCAGUGACAGUCAGUGGAUUACAACAUCAAUUGCGGCCUCUGAACUUUUUGAUAUGGGAUUUCAACAUGAUUCAUUUAAACUUUUUAAUUAUCUGAUGCCAGAGUAAAUAUAAACCAAGUGUAGUAAAAGAGAUGUUUUAUUGUAAAAACAAAUCAUUUUUGCUUGAAAAAAGGUCUGUUAGCAUCAGGCAUUUGGCUUUGUGUAGUGUUUCAUUUCUCAACUGAGUAAUCUCAUGGAUGGUGGAUAAUAUAACGUAAGGCUCUCACUUCCUACAGAAACAAAUGUGGUUUUGUAUCUGUCACACUGUGGUCUGAUCCAUACCAAUGUUGUCUGUAAGAUUCAGGAUCUAUUUGUGUAUUUAACCUGUUUAAUUAAAUUUACAUUUUUCAAAACAAC